Solanum dulcamara is the source of this 6516-nucleotide messenger RNA. RefSeq lists its product as uncharacterized. NCBI's taxonomy places the organism in Eukaryota, Viridiplantae, Streptophyta, Magnoliopsida, Solanales, Solanaceae. Gene Ontology annotation, biological process: DNA integration. Bases 1 to 6516 code for a protein of 2171 amino acids. The transcript is spliced from 6 exons. Gene Ontology annotation, molecular function: RNA-DNA hybrid ribonuclease activity; nucleic acid binding. The record is from RefSeq and is a predicted model, not a curated record.
AUGACUGGUUCAAGUGCAUCCGAUCAAGAUGGUUUAGGACUUGUCACUAUCCCAAGAGAUGAACCUGAGGCUUCAGAAGGAAGGGAUCCUAUUCCUUAUAAUGAACAUAUUGCUAACCUAAUGCAACAAAUGGCCAAUAUGCAAAGAGAGAUCGAUCGACUUCGAAACCUUACCAAUUUGUCCAUUAGCCUAAAUACACCACUUCCCGAACAUAGGGCAGAUGCAACUAUUCCACCUGUUGACUCUCCCUCGCCUCAAGACUUCCUUCCAAAUCCUUCCCCUUUCAAAACCAAUAUGACUGCUCAUAAACAACCCGUCAACCAACCACAAGUCAAUUUCGCAAACAUCAACUCACAACAAACCAAUCCACUACCUUUCACUACCCCUUAUGUUUCCCAAACUCCAGUCAUCCAAACUACACUUACCCAAGCUCCACUCACUGAAACUAACCCACUUACCCAAAAAUCCCCACUCACCCAAGCCAACCCGCUCAUCCAAAAAUACCAAACAAUCCAACAUAUACCUGUGACACAUACUACAACUCCUAACAUGCAAUAUGUGCCACAAGUAUACGUAACAGAAGCUCAACCUUUCGUUACUCCAAUACCAACCAUGCCAGAAGUCGAUCCAUAUGAGGAGAUGGAGAGAAAGGCCAGAUCAAAAGCAGAUGAAAGUGUAGCUAGGGAGAUUCAUAAUUUGAAAGAAGCGUUCAAAAGUAUCCAACUUCACAAGGAGUGCGAAGGGUUUGAGUAUGAGGAUUUAUGUGUUCAUCCUGAUGUCGAGUUGCCUGUAGGAUAUAAAGUACCAAAAUUUGAUGUGUUUGAUGGGAAAGGAAAUCCACGAGCUCAUUUAAGAUCGUAUUGUGACAAGCUAGUUGGAGUGGGGAAAAAUGAGGCCAUUAGAAUGAAAUUAUUCAUAAGGAGUUUGACAGGAGAAGCACUGGAUUGGUAUACAAGUCAAGAUCCGAAGAAAUGGCAUAGUUGGAGUAUCAUGGCACAGGAUUUCAUGGAUAGGUUCAAGUUCAACACUGAGGCCAUACCAGAUAGAUUCUAUUUGAUAAAAUUAGAAAAAAAGUCGACGGAGUCUUUUAGAGAAUAUGCCAUGAGAUGGAGAGCAGAUGCUGCAAAGGUUCAACCUCCGAUGACAGAAAGUGAGAUGACCUCCCUUUUUAUACAAUCUCAAAAAGAUGCAACGUAUUAUGAAAAGAUGAUAAGCGUGGUAGGACAAAAGUUCUUUGAAGUUGUAAGGAUGGGAGAAUUCAUUGAAGAAGGUAUUAAAACUGGGAGAAUCACUAAUUUGGCAGCCUUACAAGCAACAAGUAAAGCAAUUCAGUCAGAUUCAAUUGGAGGAGCCUUUAAGAAGAAGAAGGACGGAGUGUCCGCUGUCAUGACCAUCCAGGAACGUAGGCCAAACCAAAUGUUAACAUACCAAAACCCUUUACCCCAACCUUCAUACCAUAAUCAGUAUACCCAAGUCCCUCAACCAUAUUACCAGCCUUCUGUCGCCCCUUAUCCAGUUUACACUACUCAGCCAAUAUAUUAUCCAUCCAGAGCGCCCACUUAUCCAAAUACCUCACAAUACCGACCUACAUACCCACCUCAAUCCCAUUAUCAAACACAAAUUCGCCCAUCAAAUCCACCAAGGCCCCGCCCAAACUUUGAAAGAAGACCACCCAAAACCUAUACACCUUUAGCCGAACCUUUAUCCCAACUAUAUGAAAGGUUGAGAACCGCAGGGAUACUCCAACCAAUCCAAGCACGAAUUCCCAACCCCCUUCCCGGAUGGUAUGAUGACACUAAGCAUUGCGUCUAUCACUCUGGAGCUGCUGGACAUGACACCGAGAACUGUCUUACUCUCAAGGACAAGAUUGAGGCAUUAAUCAAAGAAGGAGUUAUUCAACUCAGAGGUGCUGCCCCCAAUGUAAAUAACAAUCCUUUUCCAAAUCAUGAGAAUGUGAACAUGAUCACCAUUGAUGAAGAAUGCAAUUUGGAAGGGACUAUUUUGCCAAUCAAAGAAGAGAAGAAUGUUAUGGCAUCUGCCUUUAUUGCUCCCAUUAUCACAAUCCAGGCGCGAGCGCCAUUUGAAGUGGAAGUUUUGGUUCCUAAACCUAAGAUUACGGUUUUGGUUGCUCAAUCAACUCAUUUUGAUACUAAAGCAGUUCCCUGGAGUUACUCAACUGACACAAAGGACAAAGGGAAAGGAAAGGUAGUUGUAGAAGUUGCUGCUGCCGGAAUGACAAGAUCGGGGCAAUGUUAUGCCCCUGAAGGUGUUGCACGAAUCGUACCGAAUAAGGAAGUUAACCAAAAGAAAGUUGUGACAGAAGCUGAAAUAGAGGAUUUUUGGAGGAAAAUGCCAACAAAAGAAUAUUCUGUUGUUGAACAGUUGAAGAAGACUCCCGCCCAAAUUUCCUUGAUGUCAUUAUUGAUGAGUUCUGAAACUCACAGGAGCGCUUUGGUGAAAGUUCUAAGUGAAGCUUAUGUUCCGGCCAAUAUCACAAGUGAGAAUCUUUCAGCCAUGGUAGGGCAGGUUUUGGAAGCAAACAAAGUCUGUUUUCACGAAGAGGAAUUACCAUCUGAAGUCAUUGGCGAAAUUGAUUUGCCACUGCAAAUUGGACCCGAGGAGUUCGUGGUAGAAUUCCAAGUAUUGGACAUACCUGCUAGUUACAAUUUAUUGCUUGGGAGGCCUUGGAUCCAUAUGGCUGGUGCGGUCCCUUCUACCCUGCACCAAAAUUUGAAAUUUGUUUGGAACCACCACGAGAUUAUUGUUCAUGGAGAAGGUAGUAAUUCUAUGUAUCCUGAGAAUUCAAUCCCUGUUGUUGAAAGUAUGGAAGAACUGGAUGGGUCUGUGUUCCAUACUAAAGAGAUUAUGUGUGUUCAUCAAACCGAAAGGGUAAAGUUACCACGUGUGCUUGUGAUGGUGGCUUGGGAAAUGUUGAAGAAUGGUUUCAUGCCUGGUCGAGGACUUGGAGUGAACUUAGGUGGAAUAGUGGAACCAAUUCAAUUGUCGGGCCAGAAAUACACCUUUGGUUUGGGAUACAAGCCUACUCCUGAAGAAGUCUCAUUGGCCGAUCUCAAAAGGAAAAGUGACAUUUCAUUGCCCCAUCCCAUUCCGCACUUGAAUCAGUCAUUUUCCAAGGCAUAUAUUAUAAAGGAAUCAGAGGAAGACGCUGAAAACACCCUCGUGGAAGGACUCAAAAACUUAUUUAUAGAAGAAGCGGAAUGCAACAUGAUCUUGGAGGAUUGUACCGAGAUUCCGACCAUAUGGGAUGUGGAGCCUGGAGAUGCUUUGAACAAUUGGACUUAUAACCCAUCCCCGUUUCCUCGAAAAUCUUGCGAGCAAAUUAAUGAAUCUGCCAAUACCGAGAAUGUGACAUGUAAUGAAAUGAGCAAACAAAUCUCAAAUACUGAGCAAUCUUUUGCGGAAUAUGAAGAAGAGGUGCAACCUGAAGAGUUGACUGAAGAUUUUGAACAUUUUGAGAAUAAAAUAAAGCCAAAUUUGGAUGAAACUGAGACGGUAAAUUUGGGAGAUUCAGAACUAAUGAAAGAAACAAGAAUUAGCAUCCAUUUGACUCCGUCUCAAAGAAAGGAACUUAUUGAUCUUUUGGGACAAUAUAUGGAUGUAUUUGCAUGGUCUUAUGAUGAUAUGCCGGGUCUAAGCACAAACAUUGUUUCACAUAAGUUGCCAACUGAUCCAUCUUGUCCCCCAGUCAAGCAAAAGCCAAGGAAGAUCAAGCCUGAUCUGAGUUUAAAAGUUAAGGAAGAAGUUUCUAAGCAAAUCGAUGCCAACGUCAUCCGAGUCACAAAGUAUCCUACAUGGUUAGCUAAUAUAGUGCCAGUGCCAAAGAAAGAUGGAAAAAUCAGAGUAUGUGUAGACUAUCGAGACCUCAACAAGGCCAGUCCGAAAGAUGAUUUUCCACUUCCAAACAUUCACAUACUUAUUGAUAAUUGUGCAAAGCAUGAGUUGCAGUCAUUUGUUGAUUGCUUUGCAGGCUACCAUCAGAUUCUAAUGGAUGAAGAAGACGCUGAUAAAACGGCAUUCAUCACACCUUGGGGAGUGUAUUGUUAUCGAGUAAUGCCUUUCGGACUCAAAAAUGCAGGAGCAACAUACAUGAGAGCUAUGACUACCAUUUUUCAUGACAUGAUCCAUAAGGAGAUUGAAGUCUAUGUAGAUGAUGUCAUUAUCAAGUCACAAAAGAGCUCCAAUCACCUCACAGAUUUGAAGAAGUUCUUUGAUAGGUUGAGGCGGUAUAAUCUGAAAUUAAAUCCUGCAAAGUGUGCAUUUGGUGUCCCUGCUGGAAAGUUGUUGGGUUUCAUUGUUAGUAGGAAGGGCAUAGAAUUGGAUCCUUCAAAAAUAAAGGCUAUUCAAGACUUGCCCCCCCCAAAGAGUCGAAAGGAUGUAAUGAGUUUUCUUGGUCGACUAAAUUACAUUAGUCGAUUCAUUGCACAGUCGACUAUAAUUUGUGAGCCAAUCUUCAAGUUGUUGAGGAAAGAUGCUGCCAUUAAAUGGACUGAAGAUUGUCAACAAGCUUUUGACAGAAUCAAGGAAUACUUGUCUAGUCCGCCCGUCUUGGUGCCUCCAAAACCGGGGAGACCAUUGCUACUAUAUAUGUCAGUAUCGGACAAUGCAUUUGGAUGUGUGUUAGGACAACAUGAUGAAACUGGGAGGAAAGAACAGGCUAUAUACUACUUGAGCAAGAAAUUCACGCCUUAUGAAACCCGGUAUACUUUAUUGGAACGCACUUGUUGUGCCUUGACUUGGGUUGCACAAAAGUUAAGACAUUACUUAUGCGCGUAUACCACUUUUCUCAUCUCAAGGAUGGAUCCACUCAAAUACAUAUUUCAGAAGCCUAUGCCAACAGGGAAGUUGGCAAAAUGGCAAAUUUUACUAAGUGAAUUCGAUAUUAUUUAUGUCACUCAGAAGGCCAUCAAGGGACAGGCGCUUGCUGAUCAUCUUGCUGAAAACCCUGUGGAUGAAGAGUACGAACCUCUUAAAACUUAUUUCCCUGAUGAAGAGGUGUUAUUUAUUGGAGAGGAUAUUUUAGAAGAAUAUCAUGGGUGGAGAAUGUUCUUUGAUGCGAAAUUCAAGUUUCUAUGCACUAACAAUAUGGCGGAGUAUGAAGCUUGUAUUCUUGGACUUAGAAUGGCUGUUGAUAUGAAUAUACAAGAAUUGUUGGUUAUAGGUGACUCAGACUUAUUGAUUCACCAGGUACAAGGCGAAUGGAGCACCAAGAAUGUGAAGAUACUCCCCUAUUUGCAAUGUGUGAAGGAGAUAUGCAAGAAAUUUAUCAAGAUAGAGUUCAGGCAUAUUCCUAGAGCUCAAAAUGAAUUCGCAGAUGCCUUGGCAACCAUGUCUUCUAUGAUUCAACAUCCAGACAAGAAUUACAUAGAUCCAAUCAAAAUCAAUGUGCAGGAUCAACCGGCCUAUUGUUUCCAGGUGGAUGAAGAAAUGGAUGGAGAACCAUGGUACUAUGAUAUUGUGAGGUAUCUCAAAGAAGGAGAUUAUCCAGAAGGCAUAAGCAAUAUUCAAAAGAGAACACUGCGGAGGCUUGCAAAUCACUUUUUCUUAAGUGGAAAAAUCCUUUAUAGGAGGACUCCAGAUUUAGGUUUAUUAAGGUGUGUUGACUCCCAAGAGGCGAGCAAGUUGAUUGAAGAAAUACAUGGGGGUACUUGCGGGCCACACAUGAAUGGUUUUACUUUGGCAAAGAAGAUUGUGCGGGCCGGAUAUUUCUGGAUGACUAUGGAAACAGACUGCAUUCGCUUUGUGAGGAAAUCCUGGGGCAUGGAUGUCAUCGGUCCUAUUGAGCCAGCCGCAUCAAAUGGACACAGGUUCAUUUUGGUAGCUAUCGAUUACUUCACAAAAUGGGUAGAAGCAUCCUCACAUAAGUCUGUGACAAAAAAGGUGGUGACAGAUUUCGUUCGCAAUAACAUAGUUUGUAGAUUUGGCAUCCCCCAUUCGAUUAUAACAGAUAAUGGAGCUAACCUCAAUAGCGGUUUGAUGCAUGAGAUAUGUGAUAAGUUCAAAAUCAUUCACCGCAAUUCUACUCCUUAUCGACCACAGAUGAAUGGAGCAGUUGAGGCUGCCAACAAGAAUAUCAAAAGACUUUUGGUUUAUGGAACAGAAGCAGUAUUACCAAUGGAAGUUGAGAUACCAUCCCUGAGGAUAAUCCAAGAAGCUGAAUUGAGUGAUGCCAAAUGGAUACAAAGCCGAUAUGAACAAUUGAUGCUCAUUGAUGAAAAGAGAAUGAAUGCAGUUUGUCACGGACAACUUUAUCAACAUAGGAUGGCCAAAGCUUUCAAUAAAAAGGUAAGACUCAGACAGUUCAAGCCGGGACAAUUGGUGUUAAAACGGAUAUUCCCGCACCAAGAAGAAGCUAAGGGGAAGUUUGCGCCUAAUUGGCAUGGGCCUUAUGUGGUUCACAGAGUGUUGACUGGAGGAGCGGUGAUUCUAGCAGAAAUGGACGGAAAGAUAUGGCCGAAAGCCAUCAAUUCAGAUGCGAUUAAGAAAUACUAUGUCUAG